Peromyscus maniculatus bairdii (prairie deer mouse) is the source of this 4569-nucleotide messenger RNA. RefSeq names its product TAO kinase 3 (gene Taok3). Gene Ontology annotation, cellular component: cytoplasm. Gene Ontology annotation, molecular function: protein serine/threonine kinase activity; ATP binding. Gene Ontology annotation, biological process: regulation of cytoskeleton organization; protein phosphorylation. NCBI's taxonomy places the organism in Eukaryota, Metazoa, Chordata, Mammalia, Rodentia, Cricetidae. The record is from RefSeq and is a predicted model, not a curated record.
GGGCGCGACGCGGGGCUGGCGAGGCGAGGCUGCGCGUGGGGGCCCAGCACGCGAGGACCCAGCACGAGAGCGACUCCGGGCACGAGUCAGAGGAGGCGGCGGCGCCGGGGCCGCGGCUGACAGCGCUGAGGUGAGAGCGCAGCGCGGGCGCCAGAGUGACAGCCGGAGUCCCGGCGGCGCGGGGACCCGGCGCAGCGGCCACGAGCAUCCCGGGAGCGGAGUUGCUAGCGGAUCUCUGCCAGUGCUUCGGGGGACCGGGAAGGACCGGACGAGGAGUGACGAGGGGACCCCGAGAGGGACCACGGACUUCUCGUCCCUAAACCUCGAAGAGACGGCACUGUAGAUUCGAAGAGUAAAAUGUGAAGGCAUCUUGACCGCUCCUCAUUCUCAAGGAACCCGGUGUGGGAGACAGGAAUUGCCAGCGAGAAGAGGUUGCUGCUACAAUGAACCUGAGCGAUCCUGCGGGUCUUGUGCCACACAUCAGAAGGGACUGAAGGUCUCUAAGAGCAAAAGCAGUGGUCAAUGAGAGAGACCAAAGGACUGGGCCGCCGAAAAGCACUGCGCUUGCCCCACUGGCCACCAUGCGGAAAGGAGUGCUGAGGGACCCAGAGAUUGCCGAUCUCUUCUACAAAGAUGACCCCGAAGAGCUUUUUAUCGAUUUGCAUGAGAUCGGACAUGGGAGCUUCGGAGCCGUGUACUUUGCAACAAAUGCUCACACCAACGAGGUGGUUGCAGUUAAGAAAAUGUCCUACAGUGGGAAGCAGACCCAUGAGAAAUGGCAAGAUAUUCUUAAGGAAGUUAAAUUUUUACAACAGUUGAAGCAUCCAAACACCAUCGAGUACAAAGGUUGUUAUUUAAAAGAGCAUACUGCUUGGUUGGUGAUGGAGUACUGCUUAGGUUCAGCCUCGGACUUGUUAGAAGUUCAUAAGAAACCACUUCAGGAAGUGGAGAUUGCUGCUAUCACCCAUGGUGCCUUGCAGGGGCUGGCCUACCUCCACUUUCACUCCCUGAUCCACAGGGACAUUAAAGCUGGAAAUAUCCUCCUCACAGAACCCGGGCAGGUGAAGCUGGCUGACUUUGGAUCCGCCUCCAUGGCUUCUCCUGCCAACUCCUUCGUGGGGACACCUUACUGGAUGGCCCCAGAGGUGAUCUUAGCCAUGGACGAAGGACAGUACGAUGGGAAAGUGGACAUCUGGUCACUCGGCAUCACCUGUAUAGAACUGGCGGAGCGGAAGCCCCCCCUCUUCAACAUGAACGCCAUGAGCGCCCUCUACCACAUCGCCCAGAAUGACUCCCCCACGCUACAGUCCAGGGAAUGGACCGACUCCUUCAGGAGAUUCGUCGAUUACUGCUUGCAAAAGAUACCUCAGGAAAGACCAGCCGCGGUGGAACUGUUACGGCACGACUUCAUUCGGAGGGAGCGGCCACCACGGGUCCUCAUUGACCUCAUACAGAGGACAAAAGAUGCUGUCCGAGAGUUGGACAACCUGCAAUACAGAAAAAUGAAGAAAAUCCUCUUCCAGGAGACUCGAAACGGACCCUUGAAUGAGUCACAGGAAGAAGAAGAAGACAGCGAACAUGGAAGCAACCUGAGCAGAGAGGUGGACAGCCUGGGCAGCAUCCACUCCAUCCCCAGCGUGUCCGUGAGCACAGGCAGCCGGAGCAGCAGUGUGAACAGCAUGCAGGAGGUCAUGGAUGAGAGCAGCCCCGAGCUCGUCUUGAUGCAGGAGGAUGAAGGCACUGUCAGCUCCGGCUCCUCCAUGGUGCACAAGAAGGAUCAUGUAUUCGUAAGGGAUGAGGCGGGCCACGGCGAUCCCAGGCCUGAGCCGCGGCCUACCCAGUCAGUUCAGAGCCAGGCCCUCCACUAUCGGAACCGAGAGCGCUUUGCCACGAUCAAAUCCGCCUCUUUGGUCACACGGCAGAUCCAUGAGCAUGAGCAGGAGAACGAGUUGCGGGAACAGAUGUCAGGUUACAAGCGGAUGCGGCGCCAGCACCAGAAGCAGCUGAUCGCCCUGGAGAACAAGCUGAAGGCUGAGAUGGACGAGCACCGCCUCAAACUCCAGAAGGAGGUGGAGACGCAUGCCAACAACUCGUCCAUCGAGCUGGAGAAGCUGGCCAAGAAGCAGGUGGCUACCAUAGAAAAGGAGGCGAAGGUAGCCGCAGCAGAUGAGAAGAAGUUCCAGCAGCAGAUUCUGGCCCAGCAGAAGAAGGACUUGACAACUUUCUUAGAAAGUCAGAAGAAGCAGUACAAGAUUUGUAAGGAAAAAAUAAAAGAGGAAAUGAACGAGGACCAUAGCACACCCAAGAAGGAGAAGCAGGAGCGGAUAUCGAAGCAUAAAGAGAACCUGCAGCACACGCAGGCCGAGGAGGAAGCCCACCUGCUCACUCAGCAGAGACUGUACUAUGACAGAAACUGUCGCUUCUUCAAGCGGAAAAUAAUGAUCAAGCGCCAUGAGGUGGAACAGCAGAACAUUCGGGAGGAACUAAAUAAAAAGAGGACCCAGAAGGAGAUGGAGCACGCCAUGCUGAUCCGUCACGACGAGUCCACCCGAGAGUUGGAGUACAGGCAACUGCACACCCUGCAGAAGCUCCGCAUGGACCUGAUCCGGUUACAGCACCAGACGGAGCUGGAGAACCAGCUGGAGUACAAUAAGAGGCGGGAGCGGGAGCUGCACCGGAAGCACGUCAUGGAGCUUCGGCAACAGCCGAAAAACUUAAAGGCCAUGGAAAUGCAAAUCAAAAAACAGUUUCAGGACACUUGCAAAGUACAGACCAAACAGUACAAAGCACUCAAAAAUCACCAGUUGGAAGUCACUCCAAAGAAUGAGCACAAAACAAUCUUAAAGACACUGAAAGACGAGCAGACGAGAAAGCUGGCCAUUUUGGCAGAGCAGUACGAACAGAGUAUAAACGAGAUGAUGGCCUCUCAGGCGUUACGGCUAGACGAGGCGCAAGAGGCGGAGUGCCAGGCCUUGAGACUACAGCUCCAGCAGGAGAUGGAGCUGCUCAACGCCUACCAGAGCAAAAUCAAGAUGCAGACGGAGGCCCAGCACGAGCGCGAGCUGCAGAAGCUAGAGCAGAGGGUGUCUCUGCGCAGAGCGCAUCUUGAGCAGAAGAUUGAAGAGGAGUUGGCCGCCCUGCAGAAGGAACGUAGCGAGAGGAUCAAGAUUCUCCUGGAAAGACAAGAGCGAGAGACGGAGACUUUUGACAUGGAGAGCCUCAGAAUGGGAUUUGGGAAUUUGGUGACAUUAGAUUUUCCUAAGGAGGACUAUAGAUGAGAUUAAAUUUUUUUUGCCAUUUACAAAAAAAAAAAAAAUGAAAAAAAGAAAACAAAAAAAUUCAGACCCUGCAAAACUACAUUCCCCAUUUUAACGGGCAUCGCUCUCACUUCACUCUCUCUCUCUUUCUCUCCCCCUCUCUCUCUCUUUCUCUCUCUCUCUCUCUCUUCCUGACAUCGUGUCGGACUAGUGCCUGUUUACUCUUACUCCAUCAGGGGCCCUUUCCUCCCCAUGUCAACUUUCGGCGCCGGCCGGUCCGCCCGGCCGGCCCUACCGUCCACCACCCACACCGAAGUCGCGGUGUGGCUCACAGAUGCUCUGGCGAAAACCUUGGAGGUGGUUCUGGGGUCAGUCAACCAACAAACGGCAAUGGAACGCAGAUGGAUAUUGCUUUAAGCAAUCCCUCAUUGUCACCAACUAGUGAAAAUAAAGCAAAAAAAAAGUAAAUAAAGAAAGGAAACUAAAUAAAUAAUACAUGCCAAGGGGGAGAGAGACACAAAAUCCGCAGCCUUACACCUUAACCAGCUGCUGCAUAAUUUUAUUUUAUUUUAUUUUUUUGGUAUUUAUUCAUCAGGAAUUAAAAAAAACAAAGUUUUAUUAAAGAUUGAAAAUUUGAUACAUUUUACAGGAACUAAUUGUGAUGUACAUAUGAAGUGGUAACAUAUUAUUACUAUUUUGGGGCCGGGGUGGGGGGGUGGGGUGCAGAGAGCUUGUGAUUUUUAAGAACCUGCCGGCAAGAGUUUGCCUUGCCGUCAGCCUGGUCUACUGUAUCCCAGCAUCCUCUGCUGUUGCAGACGGUGCGAAUACACGUACGGAACUCACAGAAUCCCAGUAGCACAAAAUUGGGCUUUGGCAAAUCAUGUAUUUUGUGUAUAGAGGGAAUCUAAGGAGAGGAAUUGCUUAUUUUCAUAUUGUAUUUUAACUGUUUCUCUGAUCAAAAUUUUUUUACUUCCUCCUCCUGUUCCUCCCUACCCACCCACGCCCACCUCCCGGCGGUUUCCAGUUCAGUCUCGAGUUCAAUGUCUUUUUCAGUCCGAUCAUCUCCGUUUAUUUCUCCUUCCCUCCCCGCGCCCCCUAUCUUUGGUCAUAAAUAUUGCAUUAUUCAUCCUUUCAAACUGUGUAUUUUCUUACAAUAAAAAAUGAUGAAGAAAAAAAGGCUUUACUCCUUUGGCAUGCACCUUAAAAAAAAAAAACACUUUAAAAAAAAAAAAACCUUUUUCAGGUUCCGAGGAAGAGCAUGAUUAACUGUCAGGGCUUUUAAUUAUAUUUGUAAAUAAAAGUGUUCGUCACA